Saprolegnia diclina VS20 is the source of this 1459-nucleotide messenger RNA. RefSeq lists its product as hypothetical. The coding region runs from base 1 to 1389 and encodes 462 amino acids. The record is from RefSeq and is a predicted model, not a curated record. NCBI's taxonomy places the organism in Eukaryota, Oomycota, Saprolegniomycetes, Saprolegniales, Saprolegniaceae. The transcript has a single exon.
AUGGACCGCAGAGCCGCCGCCGCCGUGCGCGAUGUCCUCACGAGUCCUGCCGAUGGCGCUGCCACGUGGCAGGCGCUGCUACGUACCGCAGAGGAUCUCGAUACGGAUGCCAAGGUAGCACACGGCGAGUGCAUUGCCCGCGCGCUGCUCAAGCACAUUCCGCUGGCGCCGCUCGUCGAUCGACUGACAUCGGCCGUCCAGCAAUUUGCCGCAAUAUGGCCGCGAGAGGCCUUGAACAUGCUUGCGAACUUGCUGCAACAAGAAGACGAUGGCGUGGGCAAUGCGUCGGGGGUGCGUGGCUGGGUCAUGCACGUGCUUCAACUGACGCAGCUCGUCGACGCACCGCAUGGCACUCUCACACCGCUCGUCGCCGCCUGCAAUGCAGCCAAGCACGCAGAGCGAGACCGCGCGGUCGCCAUCAAGAUCCACGCUCUGCACAUGCGCCUCUUGGCUGCAUGCCCUAAUUUGCAGCCUGCGCAUGUCCUUUGUGCGAGUGAGGACUCGGACCUGCGUCGCUACCUCGCUUCGAUCCCGAGUGGCCGCAACGAUGGUGCUGCGCUUGCCGACGAGCUCGUCGCGCGCUGGCCGGACCCUUCGUCAUUUCUAAAGGACGAGUACGCAGCCACGUGGUUCAAAGUGCACUCGGUGCGCGACCCGUCGACCUACAUUGCGCUGCAACAGCAUCUGAUUGCGACCAAGUACGUGUCGAGCGCGAUCGUCGACAAGCACUUGACGUUCAGCGCGCCGCUCCAAGAGUUGCUGCGAGCGGCGUUGCCUCUGUGUUCCGACUUGACGCGGCGCACGGACCGCUGGCGCACAUUUGCGUUGUCGGCUCCAGGCGCUGGCUACGUCCGAGCCUCGGGGCCAGCCAUGCUCCCUGCAACGAGUGACGCAGUGACCGCACUCCUCACUGCGUGCUCGUCCAGCCACAUCCAGUUCAUGCUCACAGAGAUCCAACGGGCGCUGUGCAACACUCGUGCCGUCGACGACGCCGACCUUCUGCUGCUGGCGCUGUGGUCGCUUCUUGGGGCGUGCGAGGGCCGGGAUCCAAGCGUCCUCGCGUCAACCGUCCACGCUCUCAUCCUCACACUCUCGCCACGCGGGUUUGAUGCCGACGACAACCUUCGCCGCGUCUGCGUCCUUCAGAGCCUCGUCGCCGAUGGUCGGCUGGCGGCUUGGCACUGGCUCUGGGUGGCCUGCCCCGGUCUACUGGGGACGAUUUUGCGGGAUGUGAUGCAGCUGGUGGCGACGGCCGACUCGCCAGCAUGCGCGCACGUGCUCCUAUUGCUCGCACAGACGCUCCUCGUCGAGUGCACGGCAAGCUGCCGCGAGCACGAGGCGUCGCCCGAGCUCGCUGCUCGGAUCCUCGGUCCCGGUCGUCCUCGUUGAAGUAGUAGAAGACCGUAAAUACCGCGAAUGUCAUGAAUGUAUGUAUGGUGGUGCAAGUGAAAAAUGGGCG